CUGCUGAAUACGCAAGAAUAUGCCUAUUCCUCCAGAUCUUGUAAAGGUGUAUAAGUAUGUUGAUACACAGAGAGAACGUUAUAUACAGGAAUUACGCUCAAUUGUAUCGAUUGAAAGUAUCAGUAGCAAUAUCAAUUUAAGAUGUAAGAUCUCAUUGAUAAUCAAAUGGAUGGCCACACGUUUAAAAAAAUUAGGUUUCAAAGUUCAGCUUUUGGAGAUUGGGAAGUAUAUUCCGGAGAGACAUAAUAAAGAGGUGAAAAUACCAACAUUGAUCUUGGGAACUUUAGGCAAAGAGACUCAUAAGAAGGUGCUUCUUUAUUAUUGCCAUUUAGACGUCGUAGAAGUCAAUCGUGAGAAGUGGACCACUGAUCCUUUUGUAUUAACUGAGAAAAAUGGAAAAUUGUAUGGCCGUGGUACUGCGAAAAUGAAGGGAUCUCUAUUAUGCUUUCUUCACGCUAUAGAGUGUUAUCAAGCAUUAGGCAUAGAACUGCCAAUUAAUAUAAAGAUAAUAUGCGAGUCUCUAAAUGAAUGUAUGAGCGCUGGCCUUCCACGAAUUUUGGCUGAUCUCAAGACAAGUUUUCUCACACGUGUUGAUUGUAUUUUGGUAACGGAUGGAAAAUGGGUUGGUCGACAUUAUCCAUGCAUUCUUUACGGGUGCCGAGGUGUUUGCUAUUUCAACAUAUCAAUAGAUGGUCUACUUGAGGAUCUCCAUAGUGGCGAUUAUGGAGGAAUAGUUUAUGAACCUCUACAAGAUUUACUGUUUCUUCUAAGCAAUCUCGUGGAUCCAUUUGGGCACAUAAAGGUACCUGGAUUCUAUAAGGAUGUUAUGCAAGUGACACCGGAUGAAGAAGAUGUUUAUGGACAAUUAAAAAUAAAUAUGAAUGAGUAUAAAGAAGAUGCAGGUAUUAAAAAUCUUGCUUAUGGUGAAGACAUUACUGAAACUUUCAUGCAUGUCUGGCGACAUCCCACUUACAAUUUACAUUAUAUCAAUACUUCAGUUCAAUGCGAUUGUUCUGAUAGAUUGUUGAUCCCAAAGAAUGUUGAUGCCAAAUUUUCUAUUCGAAUCGUUCCUUAUCAAACCCCGGAAAAAGUAUCUUGCAUGGUACUUGAUUACCUGAAUAAAUUAAUGUACGAAAGAUGUACUCCUAACAAGCUGAAAAUCACUGUAGACAGUGUAUUGAAACCAUGGUAUGAAAAUCACCUUCACUGGAACUAUGAAGCUGCAAAGGAAGCUACAAAACAGGUAUAUAAAGAAGACGCAAAUUUCAUUCGUGAUGGUAAUGGAAUUUCAAUUCUUUUGGAAUUGCAUAAAAUAUUACCAAAGAAAAAUAUACUUUUGUUACCAUUGGUGAAUAGCGAAGCAAACAUUCACAGUGAAGAUGAAAAUAUUUCACUACGAUGUUAUUUUGAAAGCACAAAACUAUUGGCUAGUUACUUUCACAACCUUGAAAACCACGCACAAAAACAAGAACUCGAAAAAAGAAUUCGACAUCAUAAUAUUUGUGAUUUAUGAAUUGAUAUCGAUUAACUGAUUUAAACGUAUUCAA
Molecule: messenger RNA, 1547 nt
Organism: Cephus cinctus (wheat stem sawfly)
Lineage: Eukaryota; Metazoa; Arthropoda; Insecta; Hymenoptera; Cephidae
Product: cytosolic non-specific dipeptidase
Exons: 5
Coding region: 20-1513 (497 amino acids)
Biological process (GO): proteolysis
Molecular function (GO): peptidase activity
Source: RefSeq, a predicted model, not a curated record